AUAUAGCCAAUUGGGAACAUGACAGCACAAUGGUUAGUCGAACUUUUGGACAAAUACUCGUCCAAAAAUUACCAUAUUGAAUAUAAUGGAUUUCUGUCGAAUCAUAUGAUACAUGGUAUUAUAGCUCUGUAUAAACUAGCAGCCGAUGAAAAGAGAAUUCAAGAAUUUAUCAAGUUUUAUACUCAUAAACUCCGCGAUCCUGAGGCGAUAAACGAUGAAUAUACCAUAGAAGAUUUGAAAGGAGCGCGCAUUUCUUAUCCGAAGGUAGUCAACUACUAUAGAGGAGUUUAUCGCGAUUGUAACAAUGAUAUGAAAGCAGUACUUGAAAAAGUAUGGCCCCAAUUAUGUGAUGGAAUAGGUGGAUCAGCAAUUCAUGGUUUAAUUCAUUUGGGUUAUGCUUUAUCGGUGGAGCACGAUCCAAGUGCAAUAGAUGGAUUGGCUUAUACUCAUCAUUCGCACAUUCCGUUAGUUUGCGACAGGUUCAAUAAAAAUCCGGCUAUCUUUGGCCAAGGGAACGAGAAUCCCCUUAGUAUUGCACAAGAGAUGGGUGAGAAAUUAACUGAUAAAAUGUUUAGUAAAGUUGAAGACGAAUUAAUGCAGAAAUUCCCCAACAACCUCCAAAGACUAAUUGCUAUUCUUCAUACGUUCUAUCCGGAAGAGGUUUUGGAAUUCGUUGGCCGUAUUCAAGUACCUAAGGACAUAAAGACUUGUUUGGACUUAGCAUACUAUGCUUUGCAUCUUUCUCUUAUUGUUUAUGUAAAAUCUGCACGAAAGAAUGAUUUUUUCUUACUUCAUGGUAUAACUUCAGGAUGGGCUUUAACAAAGGUUGUUAAGAUUCUUGGAGAUUGUGAUUUAUCCAGAAGAUCAAUUACAGCUUAUAUGGCUACAUUACUAACUGUUUAUGUGGGACAACUAUCACCCAAGUUAACUAGUACUGACGAAGUUAAAGAUGAUGUUAACGAAGAAUGGUGGGAGAAAAUCACAGAGGAAUUGUUAGCACGAGAAUUAGAUGAGCAUGUUUAUAAGUUGACUCAAGUUUGCAAAGAAUUAUGGAAGGAUAGAGGAUGGCCCGAGUGUCCCACUGCUGCAAGAAUUGCGUUAGAUCAUUCUUUUAAAUUCGAAGAUUAG
Molecule: messenger RNA, 1128 nt
Organism: Dimorphilus gyrociliatus
Lineage: Eukaryota; Metazoa; Annelida; Polychaeta; Dinophilidae
Source: the annotation of a GenBank genome assembly